AACAAUCAAAGCCCAGCCCCAGCAGUGGAUUCAUUUGAUUAUAGCGCACAGCCGCAUGCUGGGCAGAGGCAGAGCCGCCGCCACGCCCGCGGCACCACAUCUCUCCGCCUCCUCCUUCCACUCCCUCCCUCAAUCUGUAAACAAACAAUAAACCCAUCGCCGCACCCAACCCAACCCACCCCCACCUCCACCCCUUCAAUCCCGAAGUGGGCGAAACUCGGGGGGACAUUCCGGAUUCGUUCCCCUCCCCGUAGCGUGUGGAUUGGAGUUGGAGCACUCCGCCCAAAUCGCCGCACAUUGCUUCAGGACGGCAUUCGCAAGAACCGCGAUAGGCAGCCGAUGCCGAUCUGAUCCGUGGGAUUCUAGGCCAUCGCACUACCUGCAUUUUUUUCUGUGUGGCAUCAUGGAAGAUGAUUCGUCAUGGGAAGCUCUUCCAAUUGAGCGCAUCAGAAUUCCUGCAUUCAACUUUCGAGUUAUUUCAGAGGCUAGCAAUGGAGAAAAUGAAUUGCCAGUUUCAUUGGAUGCCGCAGUUCCUGAUGACAUUCUUGAGAAAAUUUUCACCUUCUUGCCAAUAGCAAGCAUGAUAAGGUCAACAGCGGUAUGCAAGAGAUGGCAUGAUAUUAUCUACUCAAGCCGGUAUCUUUGGACCCACAUGUUGCCUCAGAGGCCCUGGUACUUCAUGUUCACCUGUAACGAGACUGCUUCUGGAUAUGCUUAUGACCCCAUCCUCCAUAAAUGGUAUGAUUUAGAGCUUCAAGGCAUUGACAAGAGCAGCUGUUUCGUCUCUUCUUCUUGUGGGCUAGUUUGCUUCAUGGAUAAUGACAACAGAAACAUCAUUUCUGUAUCUAACCCUAUUACAAAAGAUUGGAAGAGGCUGUUGGAGCCCCCAGGUGCAAAGUUUCCAGAUUACAGCACUGUUGCCUUAAAGGUAGAUCAGGUGACUCACAAUUACACUGUUACAUUGGCAAAAUCGAAGCAGGUACCUGAGGAUUAUGUCCAAUGGGAAUUCUCUUUAUACAAGUACGACUCACGGAGUAGUUCAUGGGUAACUGCAGUGAAGGAGGUGUUCAUUGGUUGGAGAGGGGGUGACGAUAGUGUGAUAUGUGGUGGAGUCUUGUACUGCUUGAUCCAGUCCACAGGUGUUCUUGGCAAUGUUGAGCCCCGUCACAGGCUCAUCAUGUAUGACCUUGUUGCGGGACCUUCUGAAACUUCACUAACGCAAUCGUCAAUCCCUGUACCUUGCUCUCUCACCUGCGGGCGUCUACUAAACCUGAGAGGGAAGCUGGUAAUGGUCGGCGGGAUAGCAAAGCCCAAUAGACCUGAUAUCAUCAAGGGAAUCGGUAUAUGGGAGCUUGACAAGACACAGUGGCAAGAGGUGAGUCGGAUGCCUCACAAAUUCUUCCAAGGAUUUGGUGAGUUGGAUGAUGUUUUUUGUAGCGGCGGUGCCGACGACCUUGUGUACAUCCAAAGCUAUGGUGCAACUGCUUUGCUUGGAUUUGACAUGAAGCAGAGGCAAUGGAAGUGGUCGGCAAAAUGCCCUGUGAGCAAAAAGUUUCCUCUCCAGCUGUUCACUGGCUUUUGCUUUGAGCCUCGGCUGGACAUUGCCACUUAAUUUGUACCAGUCUUUACCGUUGACUUGCUUGGCAUCAACAAAACCAGUGAUCCUCGUCUUCUGUGGAAGAUGGAUGAUACACUCUGCCUCUCUUAAUUUAUUUUCCCGUGAUUGAUGCAAUUCUGUUGUGAUGAGAUUAAUAUUUUGGAAUGCAGUGUUGCCGAAUAACA
Molecule: messenger RNA, 1782 nt
Organism: Triticum urartu
Lineage: Eukaryota; Viridiplantae; Streptophyta; Magnoliopsida; Poales; Poaceae
Gene: HWS
Product: Galactose oxidase/kelch repeat superfamily protein
Molecular function (GO): protein binding
Source: RefSeq, a predicted model, not a curated record